This is a messenger RNA of Lucilia cuprina (Australian sheep blowfly), 1856 nucleotides long. Its product is annotated as protein aardvark. The transcript has 4 exons. Bases 686 to 1762 code for a protein of 358 amino acids. The record is from RefSeq and is a predicted model, not a curated record. Lineage: Eukaryota; Metazoa; Arthropoda; Insecta; Diptera; Calliphoridae.
AUACUAUGAAAAGUAAAUGUUUAAAAAGCUAUACAAUUUUAAAAUCGAAAAAAUCCCUUUAAAAAAAGGUCAAAGGUGUUGUGUUUUUUAAUGGUUUUGUAUAGAUUAUUUAAAACAAAAUUAAUAGAUAUCUACCUAUUAUGAAAUGUUAUAACAUACCUAGAAAUAAUGGACCAAAGUCAAUAAUAUAAUCUAUACAAAAUGAAAGUGAAAUCAUCUUUUUUUGGUAUUGAGUGUGUUUUCUACUCUAUUCCUGUUGUGGCCACUUCCCCUACAUGGGGUAUUUAACAUAAUAAUGAAGUGCAAAUCUAAAACGUAAAUAAUGCAAAGUAUAGCAACAAAAUAUUUCACAAGUACAAACAAACAAACAAAAAAAAAAAUCGAAAGUAACAAAACAACAACAACAGCAACUUCAAAAAAAAAAGAAAAAUACCAAAGAGAAAAUGCAGCAAAGCGUUUCAUUAUGUUGUCUAUGAACCAAAUAAAUCUAAAGCUCCAUAACUAAUUAACAAAAAAAAAAAACACUAUGUAAAUAAUUUAAAUAAAACAAAAACUUUUGAAAAAAAACGCUCUCUUUUAUACACCGCUACUUUUUCCACACUUUCUGGCAACACGGCAAUUGUUUUCUUCUGUAAAAGUGACACCUUUAUUAACCAACAACUAUAACAACAAAAACACUCCAAAUAUGAGUGUGUCGACUACCACCUUAACAUUAACUCGUGUACCCUCACUAGAUGAAACUUUACAAAAAGCUCAGUAUAACUAUCAGUCAGUUAAUAAUGCAACAAAUAACAGCAAUAUCAACAACAACAACAAUAACAGCAUUACCUCGUCAGCAACAUACUAUCACUUUCCCAGUGAAACGGUAUUAAACUUUAAUAAAAAUGAACCAAGACCAUUAACAUCUGAAGAAUCGUUACUGCUAGAGAAAACCAAACAGUCGCAUAAUCAUACCAAUGCCACCAAUGGUCUACUCAUGCACAAGAGUAGUAGUUACAAUGGUAUCACAGUUAAAGGCAAAUCCACUAUUAUCAAACAGGAUAGUUUGAAUGGACGCAUUAAUACCACACUCACCGAUAGUGAUAGUGAAUAUGGCAGUCGUAUUACCAUACCACCCACAAAAUCAGCCGGCAGCAGUUCUUCGCCUUUGGCUAACGAAGCCGAUGAUGAACAUGAUAGCUUCUUAGUGGGUGGUUCUUCGGGUGCCGAAACUGCCACUUCUAGUAGUUGUAAUAAUCGUCGUUCAAAUCGUUCGAAUAGUAAAACCCGCUCUUCAAUAUGUUUUCGUGCCAAUGCUUUUAUCUCACGCAAUUGGUAUCUCAGCUAUUUGGUACCACUUUCCAUACUUUUGGCCCUCAUGUUUGUCGCUUAUCUGACACGAGACUAUGCGAAACGUCUACUGUAUUGGAUUGAGACCCAGAAUCCUUGGAUUAUAUUCACCAUAUUUAUGUUUCUCUUUAUUGUUGUUAGUUUUCCAAUUGUAGUGGGUUAUUUUGUGCUAAUGAUAACGGCGGGUUAUUUAUUUGGCUGCAUUAAGGGCUUCCUAACUGUGAUAUUGGGUGCAAAUAUGGGUAUAGCCAUAGCUCAUGUAACUUUAAGAAGCUUACGGCAUCGUUUACCUAUACAAAAAUACUACACGUUUAAGGUCAUUUGUGGCGUUGCCUUGAUGUUUUGGGUGGUACAAAAAGCUCGCAAAGAAUUAUCGGAAACUUUGCUCACCGACAUAAGCAGCGAUGGCAAAUUAAUCGAUAUACAAGUGUAGCAAGACUGUAGUAAUUUAAUUUUGUUAUUAAAUUAUAAAUAUUUAUAAAAUUAUACUAAACUAAAAAAAAACAACAAAAAGAUAGAAAACGGAA